Molecule: messenger RNA, 4219 nt
Organism: Colossoma macropomum (tambaqui)
Lineage: Eukaryota; Metazoa; Chordata; Actinopteri; Characiformes; Serrasalmidae
Product: cohesin subunit SA-1-like
Exons: 34
Coding region: 151-3897 (1248 amino acids)
Biological process (GO): sister chromatid cohesion
Cellular component (GO): cohesin complex; nucleus; chromatin
Molecular function (GO): chromatin binding
Source: RefSeq, a predicted model, not a curated record
CCAGAUGUGAAGUUUGAUGGAGGUGCGCGCGGGUGCAGUGAUGGGGAUCUGACAGGUUUGUGUCCACACUGAGGAGGAUGUUGUCCGCAGUGCUCUGAGAGUCUCGUCAGUGUGAUCAGUGUAAUCAGUAUUGACCGUCACUGCGCUGCUAUGAUCACGUCUGAGCUGCCCGUCCUGCAAGAGUCCUGCGGCGAGUCCGGCCAGGCAGAGGCGGUCAGUCUGAGUCUGAGUGAACUGGACCAGGACGACAGGACGAGGAAGAAGAGAGCAAAGCCCAGCAGGCCACUGGCUCCUAAUAAGAAGGCGCGUCAGGAGAAGAGCCAGGUGGGGGCGCCACAGAGCCGGAGAGUGAACGGAUUUCAGCAGAACGGAGGGGAAAACACAGUCACUCUGUUUGAGAUGGUUAAACAGGGCAAGAGUGCCAUGCAGUCGGUGGUGGAUGACUGGAUCGAGUCCUAUAAACAGGACAGAGAUCUGGCCCUGCUGGACCUCAUCAACUUCUUCAUCCACUGCUCCGGCUGCAAAGGUGCUGUGAGAAUCGAGAUGUUUCGCAACAUGCAGAACGCAGAGAUCAUCCGCAAAAUGACGGAGGAGUUUGAUGAGGACAGCGGUGAUUACCCACUGACCGUCUCUGGUCCGCUAUGGAAGAAAUUCCGCUACAGUUACUGUGAGUUCAUCACGGUUCUGAUCCGGCAGUGCCAGUACAGCAUCAUCUAUGACGAGUACAUGAUGGACACAGUCAUCUCCCUGCUGACCGGCCUGAGUGACUCACAGGUCCGAGCGUUCAGGCACACCAGUACACUCGCAGCGAUGAAGCUGAUGACGGCUCUGGUGAACGUGGCGCUGAACCUCAGCAUCCACCAGGACAACACACAGAGACAGUACGAGUCCGAACGCAACAAAAUGAUCGGCAAGAGAGCCAACGAGAAACUGGAACUGCUUCUGCAGAAGAGGAAGGAGCUCCAGGAAAACCAAGAUGAGAUUGAAAACAUGAUGAACUCGAUCUUCAAGGGAAUCUUCGUUCACCGUUACAGGGAUGCGAUAGCUGAGAUCAGAGCCAUCUGCAUAGAGGAGAUCGGAGUGUGGAUGAAAAUGUACAGCGACGCCUUCCUGAACGACAGUUACCUAAAGUAUGUAGGGUGGACUUUACACGACCGGCAAGGGGAGGUUCGGCUGAAGUGCCUAAAGGCCUUACAGAAUCUCUACUCACACCGAGAGCUCUUCCAGAAACUGGAGCUGUUCACAAACCGCUUCAAGGAUCGGAUAGUGUCUAUGACUCUGGAUAAAGAAUAUGACGUGGCAGUUGAGGCCAUCAGAUUAAUCACCUUAAUUCUGCAAGGCAGUGAGGACGCUCUGUCCGGCGAUGACUGUGAGAAUGUGUAUCACCUGGUGUAUUCCGCACACCGACCGGUCGCCAUGGCUGCAGGAGAUUUUCUCCACCGCAAGCUGUUCAGUAGGCAUGAUCCUCAGGCUGAAGAGGCUCUGGCGAAGCGUCGGGGGAGGAGCAGCCCAAACGGGAACCUGAUCAGGAUGUUGGUGCUGUUCUUUCUGGAAAGUGAGCUUCAUGAGCAUGCAGCGUAUCUGGUGGACAGUCUGUGGGACAGUUCUCAGGAUCUGCUGAAGGACUGGGAGUGUAUGACCGAACUACUGCUGGAGGAGCUGGUGCAGGGAGAGGAGGUGUUGUCAGACAGACAGGAGAGCGCUCUGAUUGAACUGACCGUCUGCUCCAUCCGGCAGGCCGCAGAAGCUCAUCCUCCUGUGGGCAGAGGAACGGGCAAAAGGGUGUUGACUGCAAAAGAGAGGAAGACUCAGACUGAUGACAGAAAUAAGCUGACGGAGCACUUCAUCAUGGCUCUCCCCAUGUUACUGUCGAAGUACCAGGCGGACUCUGAGAAAGUGGCCAACCUCCUGCAGAUCCCUCAGUACUUUAAUUUGGACGUCUACAGUACAGGACGGAUGGAGAAGCACCUGGAUGCUCUUCUGAAGCAGAUGAGGCUGGUGGUGGAGAAGCACACGGAGCCGGAGGUUCUGGAGGCCUGCAGUAGAACUUUCAGCAUACUGUGCAGUGAGGAGCUCAGUAUCAUGAACAGAGUGGACAUCGCCCGGAGCCAGCUGAUAGACGAGCUGACUGACAGAUUCAGCCACGCAGUGGAGGAGCUUCUGCAGGAGGGAGAUGAAGCAGAUGAUGAUGACAUUUACAGCGUCCUGUCCACCCUCAAAAGACUCACUGCCUUCCACAAUGCCCAUGAUCUGACCAGGUGGGACCUGUUUGGGAACUGUUAUCGCUUGUUGAGAGCAGGGAUAGAGCACGGCUCAAUGCCAGAGCAGAUAGCAGUCCAGGCUCUGCAGUGCUCACAUUAUUCAAUCCUGUGGCAGUUGGUGAAGAUCACAGAAGGCUCUCCAUCCAAGGAUGAUCUGAUUGCACUGAGAAGAGUGGUCAAAUCAUUCUUGGCUGUGUGUCAACAGUGUUUAUCCAAUGUCAACACACCGGUCAAAGAGCAGGCCUUCAUGCUGCUGUGUGACCUGCUGAUGAUCUUCAGCCACCAGCUGAUGGCGGGCGGAAGAGAGGGCCUGCAGCCGCUGGUGUUUAACCCAGACUCUGUGCUGCAGAACGAGCUGCUCAACUUUGUCCUGGACCAUGUGUUCAUCGAGCAGGAUGAAGAGAACCAGAGUGUAGAUGGAGAUGAGGAAGAUGAAGCCAAUAAGAUCGAAGCCUUACACAAGAGGAGGAACCUGCUGGCUGCCUUCAGCAAACUCAUCAUCUACGACAUAGUGGACAUGUCGGCAGCUGCAGACAUCUUCAAACACUACAUGAAGUACUAUAACGACUACGGGGACAUCAUUAAGGAAACAUUAAGCAAGACCAGACAAACGGACAAGAUCCUGUGCGCCAAAACGCUAAUCCUGAGCCUACAGCAGCUCUUUAAUGAGCUGAUCCAGGAUCAGGGCCCAAAUCUGGACCGCACCUCGUCCCAUGUGAGUGGGUUAAAGGAGCUGGCACGGCGCUUCGCUCUGACCUUCGGCCUGGACCAGAUCAAAACCAGGGAGGCUGUGGCCACUCUGCACAAGGAUGGGAUUGAGUUCGCAUUCAAGCUUCCGAACCCGAAAGGGCCCGACUGGCCCCCUCCGAACCUGGCCUUUUUGGAGGUCCUGUGUGAAUUCUCCUCCAAACUGCUGCGCCAAGACAAGAAAACAGUCCACUCGUACCUGGAGAAGUUCCUGACGGAGCAGAUGUGUGAGCGGCGGGAGGACGUGUGGUUGCCCCUCAUUUCCUACAGAAACUCGCUGCUGACCGGUGGAGAUGAUGACCAUGGCUCCAUCACCAGCGGUGGCAGCAGCAGGACCGGAUCCGUCCGCAGCAGGAAGAGCCGAGCCGCCCACAGGAAACGCACUGAGGAGGAGAGUGCGGAGGGUCAGUGGGCGAUGAAGGCUGAUCCCCCACCCACUGCCCAGCUAACGUCCACAGAGCUGGAGGAAAACCCCUCACACGCCCCUGACCACGCCCAAAGACACAGUCCUGACCCCGCCCCCGAGCAGCAGGCUGAACCCGACCCAGAGCCCGACUACGGCCACAAUGCGGAGAUGUUGUGGCAGCAGAAGCCAGAGGAUGUGAACAGGAAGGAGAGAACUGCAGUGAGCUAUAUGAAGGCUCGGAGUGGGGGGGUCCGGCAGACUGUUCGAGGGCUGAUGGAGGACGAUGCCGAACCCAUUUUUGAGGAUGUAAUGAUGUCAUCUCGAGGUCAGCUGGAGGACAUGAACGAGGAAUUUGAGGACACUAUGGUCAUUGAUCUGCCUCCGUCCCGUAACCGGAGAGAGAGAGCAGAACUGAGGCCGGAUUUCUUCGACUCGGCUGCCAUGAUGGAGGAUGAACCGGGUUUUUCGAUGCCGAUGUUCUGAGGCGAUUAAAGGACACCGUGAUCUCCAGCGUCCACAGAGGAGCUUCACUGAGUCAGAGCUCUUCCUCACAGGAGCGUCCAGCUUCUCCUGCUGUUCUGGACGCUGAGUUUAACCCUCCUGUUAUGUCCAAGUGUGAGAAACCUCAAUAAUCAAGUAUCAGACUGAACCGAUCCACAUUUAACCUUCCAAAAGUAGUUUAACAAUAGAUUUUUCUUCAUAAACAUCAUCUUUAGCUCAAUUCAUAUCAAUUUAAUCAACAUUAAAUUAAAAAAAAAUUUUCAAACUGUUUAUUUGUGCACUGGCAAAAAUUAGACAUUCAACA